CUGAAGCGUAACACCUCUGGGGCACUGGAUAAUACACUAAGUGGGCUCUGACAUCCAACUUGUGUCAAAAUAUGCUGUGAUUUUUUGUCAAACAUGGGUAACGGAAUAAACAAGGUCCUGCCUGAUCUGUAUCUUGGAAAUCUCAAAGAUGCACGAGACAGGGAGCUGCUGGCAAAGCACAACAUCACCCACAUUCUGUCCAUCCAUGACACAGCCGCACCCAUCCUGGAGGACAUGACGUACCUGUGUAUAUCUGCUGCUGACCACUCCAAGCAAAACCUGAUUCAGUUCUUCAGAGACAGCAUCAUGUUUAUCCACGAGUCUCGACUGAAAGGAGAGGGCUGCCUCGUCCACUGUGUUGCAGGAGUGUCCCGCAGUGUGACUCUGGUGGUGGCUUACAUCAUGACGCUGACGGGGCGAGGCUGGGUUGAUUCUCUGGCGGCGGUGAGGGCAGCUCGGCCAUGUGCGGGACCAAACCUGGGCUUCCUCCGUCAGCUGGAGGAGUUUGAAAACACAGAGCUGACAGAUUAUCGGACCUGGUGGAAGGAGCGAUACGGGAAGAACUCACUCAAUGAUGAGGAGGAGGUGGAAAACCUUUUAACUCAGAAAUCUGAAAACAGCAGCACAACGACAACCAACAUCACUCAUGAUCUGAGCACAAGAAGCACCUGAGGAAAAAAAGACAAAUCUGUCAGUGUUUUUUUUAUGAACUCUUAACACCUGAGGAGAGUUGGCUUCUGCUUGGACUACAAAACCCACUAAUCUCUGCAGAUUUCUGCCCCUAUCACUGAUCCUGCAGAUAUUUUUUUUUGUAUUGAUAUGAUUUACUUCCUCUCAUAUCCUGCAGAACAGUCAUGUGAGUGAGGGGGUUUUUUAUUUCAUUGCCACAGUCCCCCUCAUCAUGUCUUGUCUUUGCUUCUAACUGUCAAAACAACAUGCAAGGGCAGUCAAGCCUGACAACAAGGAAAUAUGAACAUACGGUCCACAAUGUGAACUCACAUUUAGCAGAGUACACUCCCCCACUUAGUUCUGUUAUGCUGUGUCUUCUACUUGGACUAUGAGUAUGACUCUCUGUAGACAGCUUACUAUAUUUUCCAGUCAAACAGAACCAGCAGCCGUUUGUGUUAAUUUGUUUGAAGCUGUGUUUGAAUUAUAGUUUGAAUGAUCAAAACAAGAUUAUAAAAAGGAAAAACUUUGAAAACAUGCGUUUAUCUUGUGGAUGUAACAAUUCAUUAACGAUGUGCCUUUCUGUACAGAAAAUUUAGUAUAAUAAACUCCUGAAU
Molecule: messenger RNA, 1283 nt
Organism: Notolabrus celidotus (New Zealand spotty)
Lineage: Eukaryota; Metazoa; Chordata; Actinopteri; Labriformes; Labridae
Product: dual specificity protein phosphatase 22-B-like
Exons: 7
Coding region: 94-672 (192 amino acids)
Biological process (GO): regulation of cell population proliferation; transforming growth factor beta receptor signaling pathway; protein dephosphorylation
Cellular component (GO): cytosol
Molecular function (GO): protein tyrosine/serine/threonine phosphatase activity
Source: RefSeq, a predicted model, not a curated record